Molecule: messenger RNA, 2513 nt
Organism: Paramuricea clavata
Lineage: Eukaryota; Metazoa; Cnidaria; Anthozoa; Malacalcyonacea; Plexauridae
Source: the annotation of a GenBank genome assembly
AUGAUAGGUUAUGAAGGGAAUGGCACCCAUUGUGUUGGUAAGUUAUAUAACUUAAUGAUGUAACAUGAACAGAAAACAACACAUUAGAUCUAGAUAUUUUGUUAAAAGAUGGCUAAAUGCCGUAAUAUUUCACAAUCACAGAACUAUAGACGUAUUAGAACAGGACAGAACGAAGUAUUGUGCUGGCAAGGGCUGAAACACGAAACUUCAUUUACUUUUACAAAAACUAUUAUUUUUAAGAGACAUUCUUAGACUACCAGGGAACUUAAUUUAUUUUACUGAUAAAAGGCAUAGAGUUCCCUUCAAUCUGCUCAUUCAAAGGUCGAGAGCGGGCGGGCGAACAAACGAACGAAUGAACACACGAACGAAAAUACAAACAAACUAGUUUUGUGACUACAUUCCGUGUCUGAAUUUACAAAAGAAGUCACAACUUUUAACGUUGUUAAUUUGAAGCGGCAAAUUUACCUUAUGGUAUAUAUACUGUACCAUUUUCUGCAGUAUAUCCACGUGUGUAGUUAACAGUUUUUGUCAUGUUUUAUAUAGACAUCGAUGAAUGUACGACCAAUACUGAUAACUGUCAUGUAAAUGCAAUUUGCACGAAUACGAUUGGUAGCUACUCCUGUCAAUGUAUGAUAGGUUAUGAAGGGAAUGGCACCCAUUGUGUUGGUAAGUUAUAUAACUUAAUGAUGUAACAUGAACAGAAAACAACACAUUAGAUCUAGAUAUUUUGUUAAAUGAUGGCUAAAUACUGUAAUAUUUCACAAUCACAGAACUAUAGACGUAUUAGAACAGGACAGAACGAAGUAUUGUGCUGGCAAGGGCUGAAACACGAAACUUCAUUUACUUUUACAAAAACUAUUAUUUUUAAGAGACAUUCUUAGACUACCAGGGAACUUAAUUUAUUUUACUGAUAAAAGGCAUAGAGUUCCCUUCAAUCUGCUCAUUCAAAGGUCGAGAGCGGGCGGGCGAACAAACGAACGAAUGAACACACGAACGAAAAUACAAACAAACUAGUUUUGUGACUACAUUCCGUGUCUGAAUUUACAAAAGAAGUCACAACUUUUAACGUUGUUAAUUUGAAGCGGCAAAUUUACCUUAUGGUAUAUAUACUGUACCAUUUUCUGCAGUAUAUCCACGUGUGUAGUUAACAGUUUUUUUCAUGUUUUAUAUAGACAUCGAUGAAUGUACGACGAAUACUGAUAGCUGUCAUGUAAAUGCAAUUUGCAUGAAUACGAUUGGUACCUACAUCUGUCAAUGUAUGACGGGUUAUGAAGGGAAUGGUACCCAUUGUGCUGGUAAGUUAUUUUAAGGGGCGGACCAUUAGAAAAGUGAUGGGGGGAGGGGGGUGGGCAAAAUCAAAAAUAAAAAUCGAGCAAGGGAAACAGAAAAAAAAAUCGUGCGCCAGAGAGGUUUGAAAAAACAAUUCGUGCAGAGUCACGAGGGAUGAUGCAAGACUUUCGGGAAGCGUGAAAAUACACGAGCCGUAAGCGAGUGUAUUUUUACGCUUUCCGAAAGUCGAGCAACAUCCCAAGUGCAUGGAUCAUGCUAUCCUGCACGGGAAAACCAUUUGGUAAUUGUUAUAUAAAAUUACUACAUUGAAGCGACGGUUAACUUGAUUAAAAUUACUAAUAAAAUGUGCAGUACGUUCUCACAAGAAUCGUGAAUUAACCAAUCGGAGAAUCGCUACUCUAUGCAUGUUAUUGAAAACAACAACAAAUGUGAACAGAAUUUGAUCGCAAAUUCUCGAAAAUAUACAGCGAAAAUACAGAGACUUUUUCGAUAAACUAUACGAAAUUUGAAAUGGAAAACCCGCUAAACAGAGAGCCAAGGUAGUUUUGAGGAUUCUCGACCUGAAUACUUGAAGAUUGCGAAGCGUUUGAACUUUGAAGCGAGAGAUGUUCUCCUUGCCGUGGUCUGAUGAAUUUCAACGCUACGCGUUGCUACUUGCUGAACAGCAAUGUAUCGACCAAAAAUUUAUUCAUACAACUAAACCAACGUCUCCAUAAUUGCAAACUUACUUCAAAAUCGAAAGGUAUCGCACAAUGAAACUUACAAUGCGAGUAUAUUUGUAAAAUUAUGUGCAAGAAUUUCUGUUCAGAAUUUCCCGUGCAGAAUUGUCUUAUCCUGCACGGCUGUUGACCAAUCAAAUUGCGUGUUUCACUGUAGUUAUUAUAUAAAGCUUAAUGAUGUAACAUGAACAGAGUUAAUGUUGUUCUUGUUGCUGUUGUUAUUUUAUGAUGAUCAUGUUUUGAUAUUCUUUGUUCUUUGCCGAUGUUUCUGUUCUCUUCAGAUGACUUUGUUUAUAUUGUUGAUCUUGCCUUUGGUUCGCGAUGGAGGUGUUGUCGUAUAUGCACAUGUGUAAUUGACAGUUUUUGUCAUGUUUUAUAUAGACAUCGAUGAAUGUACGGCCAAUACUGAUAACUGUCAUGUAAAUGCAAUUUGCAUGAAUACGAUUGGUACCUACACCUGUCAAUGUAUGACGGGUUAUGAAGGAAACGGCACCCAUUGUGUUG